AUGGAGAAAAUAAUCAAUAAUAUCCAAGCACAGCAAGAAGAAGUAAAUCUUAUCCUAAGCGUCCCUAAGCCAACAUUCGAAAAGGAUUUAUUAUUGCAACAAGCUAGGCCAGUAAAGGAACGAAGAGAGUACGAAUUCCUUUCAUACUAUCACUUGUCAUUUGUUUACAGCCAUUUCUUUGGUAAAAGAUCAAGAACCCUUUCAAACGAAGAAAGCAGACACCAAUACAGCAGUGAAUAUUCUGAAAACUGGAUUAUACAAGAUGAUUACAAACGACGACCACCUUUCGUACUCAGGAAAAGUGAAGAAGAUGCUAUACAAAUUAUUUCAUGGCUCGACACAAUCUGGAAAGUUGAUGUCGGACUUUCUCUCAGUGUAGAGAAAGGGCCUUGA
Molecule: messenger RNA, 393 nt
Organism: Rhizopus microsporus ATCC 52813
Lineage: Eukaryota; Fungi; Mucoromycota; Mucoromycetes; Mucorales; Rhizopodaceae
Exons: 1
Coding region: 1-393 (130 amino acids)
Source: RefSeq, a predicted model, not a curated record